GAGGCGGAGGGGCGGACAGGGGCGGGCACCGGGGCCAGCCCGACCCCUCCCUCCCCCUGCCGGCAGGUCGCAGCGGGGACGCCGCGGCGGGGCAGCCGGGAGGGGCCGCGCCGCCCCAGAGAGUCAUUGGCGGACCCGGUGGCCCGAAGCUGAUAAAUAAGGGCCUGGCCGGAGGCUGCUGGCCAAGUUGGACGUCGCGACCCAAGUGAGGGCCAGGUCAGCGCCGGCCCCACGAGGCGAAGCCAAGUGACCCGCGUUCGGCCAUGGCCUCGCUGCUGGGAACCUACCCGUGGACCGAGGGACUGGAGUGUCCCGCCCUAGAAGGCGAGCUGUCGGAUGGGCUGUCGCCGCCCGCCGUUCCCCGACCUUCAGGGGACAAGGGUUCGGAAAGCCGGAUCCGGCGGCCCAUGAACGCCUUCAUGGUGUGGGCCAAGGAUGAGAGGAAACGUCUGGCAGUGCAGAACCCGGACCUGCACAACGCGGAGCUCAGCAAGAUGCUGGGAAAGUCAUGGAAGGCGCUGACACUGUCACAGAAGAGGCCCUACGUGGAUGAGGCAGAGAGGCUGCGCCUGCAGCACAUGCAGGAUUACCCCAACUAUAAGUACCGCCCGCGCAGGAAGAAACAAGGCAAACGCCUCUGCAAGCGCGUGGACCCCGGCUUCCUCCUGAGCUCCCUCUCUCGUGACCAGAACGUGCUGCCUGAGAAAAACGGCAUUGGCAGGGGGCCCCUGGGGGAGAAGGAGGACAGGGGUGAGUACUCCCCAGGGGCCACCUUGCCUGGACUGCACAGCUGCUACCGCGAAGGUGCAGCUGCUGCCCCUGGCAGUGUGGACACGUAUCCCUACGGUCUGCCCACACCUCCAGAGAUGUCGCCCCUGGAUGCGCUGGAGCCGGAGCAGACCUUCUUCUCAUCCUCAUGCCAGGAGGAGCAUGGCCACCCUCAUCAUCUCCCCCAUCUACCAGGGCCCCCUUACUCACCGGAGUUCACGCCUAGUCCCCUCCACUGCAGCCACCCUUUAGGUUCUUUGGCCCUUGGCCAAUCCCCAGGGGUUUCUAUGAUGUCCUCUGUUCCUGGAUGCCCCCCAUCUCCAGCCUACUACUCCCACGCCACCUACCACCCUCUCCACCCCAACCUCCAGGCCCACCUGGGCCAGCUGUCCCCACCUCCCGAGCACCCUGGCUUUGACACCUUGGAUCAGCUAAGCCAGGUGGAACUUCUGGGGGACAUGGAUCGCAAUGAAUUUGACCAGUAUUUGAACACUCCCGGCCACCCUGACUCCGCUGCAGGGGUUGGAAGCCUCACUGGGCAUGCCCCGCUCUCCCAGGGGACUCCAACAGGCCCCACAGAGACCAGCCUCAUCUCUGUCCUGGCUGAUGCCACGGCCACAUAUUACAACAGCUACAGUGUGUCGUAGAGGAACGGAGCCUGACCCAGCCCUGCCAUCCCCUCCUCCCUCUGAAGCACUGAGCUGAGCAGAAACUGUAGCAUUGACACUCCUUGGUGGCAGGAGGUCAAAUCUGUUGUUUCAGAGCCUUCAGUCAAAAGUCAGGAUCCAGCGCCCCUUCUGUCCCUUCAAAUGUGUUUUGUUGGCUUCACCCUGGAAGCACGCACAGCCUUGGGAGCUGUGUGCAGUAGGAUUUCCUAGCCACUCUACACCAUUGGUGUAGCUGAUGGGGAGAAGCCCAGUGCAUUGGAGCUCCUGCUUUUGGUGUUGCUACUUCUGAUCUGUGGUGCUCCCAGUGAGAAGGACCCUGGGCUUGGGGUCCAUCUCAGUUCAGUCUCUCUUAACUGGCAAAACCCCAUUCUGGCUUGACUAGCCCUGACUGUUCUCUCUAUGGAUCUCCAAGUUCUACCCCUCUCAAGACCAAGGAAAGUGACUGACUGCCCAAGGACCCAGGUUUUCUGCUUUCCUAUAACCCCGUCCACAGCCACCCUAGAAUUCCAAAGGAACUCCUUCAGUUGAGAAAAAUAUUCACCUUUGGGCUGGCAAGAUGGCGUGGGUGAAAGUGUCUGCUGCCAAGCUUGAUGACCUAAGUUCUAUCCCUGGAACCUACAUGGUGGAAGAAGAGAACUGACAAGUUUUAUUUUGGCCUCCAAAUGCACGUGUGCCCCUGCAUUAUAUGUAUGCGUGAGCAUGCUCACACACACACACACACACACAUAUACACAUACACACACACACACAGACAAUGUAAUUUUUUAAAAGGAAAACAUGUACCCUGGUUCAGGAAAUUAAUUAGUAUGUUCAAUUGCAUCACUGAAAACAAAAUCAGAUUUGAACUUAUUUGUUUUGUUUUGUUCUGAGUCAGGGUUUCUCUGUGUAGCCUUGGCUAUUCUGGAACUCACUGUGUAGAUCAGGCUGGCCUCAAACUCAAAGUUAAGCCUGUCUCUGCCUCCUGAGUGCUGGAAUUAAAGGUGAGUGCCACCAUGCCCAGCCUGGAUUUUUCUUAAAUAUAUACUUUAGAUACAUUAUUUUUGUUACAUAUGUCUCAGGAGACUGCAGUCUGAGAAAUGCCCUUAAGCAGGUAUGCCCAUCCCCAAACCUGUGCCCCAAGGUGUGUAGCUUGAUUUAGAUUCUUCUCAACCAUAGCAAUGUCUCAUUACCUCCCUGCAGAAUGAACCAAAGAGCUAGGAACCUAAAUAGUCUGUUCAGAAAGCAGCAGCUUUAGGGCGUGCCGAUUUCUCAAGCAAAGCUGCAGCAUACCCUUAUGUACAGAUGCAAACGACUCCCUUCUGAUGUGAGUCUGCUGCCCCUUGCUCCACGAGGGCUUUUGUCUCUUCUCUGUUACUCCCCCUCCAAACUGGCCCCUAAUUCAAAGGGCCCCUUACUUGGAAUCCCCCCAGGCAUGAUCCCCCUGGCCGCGAAGGGAACUUGAUUCUUGUUUCUCAAGUGGAUACAUCAGAACAAUUCACCUAUUCCACUGUCCUUUGGCUGUCCCAAACAGACACACUGUGACACCCAAAGAUGUUUCUGAGCUUUGGUCCCACCCCAGACAUUUCCAUGCCCUAAGCCCCCUUUGAAGGAACAUACAUAUCUAACACUGAGCUAACAGACUCUUGUCUGCCCUUGGACACAUGUGUAUUAUUGCCUUUAUGAAAUGUGUUUUUAUAUUCUGCCAUUAUGUCCACCUUAUAUUUUGUAUUGUUGACAGAUCCCAAGAAGUCAUAUUAUAAUAUCACUUAUAAGAUAUACUUAAUCUUUAUGCUAUUACUGUAUAUACCAUUUGGUGAUAACUAGUGAAUUGUUGAUGAUCUAGUUGACUGGUUCAUGUCUCAGAUGGAUAUUAAUAAUCUUGUGAAACAGUAUCACAGGCAUUAAGCUACUCUGUUCCAUCUUUUUUCAAGAAAACUGAAUAUGCAUGGAACAGUUAUGAAAUUGAUUUGUCAAAUGUUUAAUUUAAAUAAAUUUUUUUGUACCUUCA
Molecule: messenger RNA, 3423 nt
Organism: Mastomys coucha (southern multimammate mouse)
Lineage: Eukaryota; Metazoa; Chordata; Mammalia; Rodentia; Muridae
Gene: Sox7
Product: SRY-box transcription factor 7
Exons: 2
Coding region: 264-1415 (383 amino acids)
Biological process (GO): regulation of DNA-templated transcription; anatomical structure morphogenesis; cell differentiation
Molecular function (GO): RNA polymerase II cis-regulatory region sequence-specific DNA binding; DNA-binding transcription factor activity, RNA polymerase II-specific
Source: RefSeq, a predicted model, not a curated record